Juglans microcarpa x Juglans regia is the source of this 607-nucleotide messenger RNA. RefSeq lists its product as uncharacterized. Lineage: Eukaryota; Viridiplantae; Streptophyta; Magnoliopsida; Fagales; Juglandaceae. The transcript is spliced from 3 exons. The record is from RefSeq and is a predicted model, not a curated record. Bases 1 to 390 code for a protein of 129 amino acids.
AUGUUCCCAACGUCCCAAAAUCCUAACCGCCAUUAUAUAGUGUGUUUCCGAUGGAGAGUUUUCUCGCCCAAACCAAAGCCAAAUAAUCAAGCAGAAAAAUGGAGGAAGAGAGCGUUGCCUGGAGUACGGAAGAGAGAGCCCAUUAAGCGCAGCAGGAAAACGCUGCUCAAGAAAUUAGUAGACUAUCUCAGAUCGGAUUCUUACAUGUUUGCUCCUCUCAUCUCUUCCCCACCUAAGAUGUUUCGUUCUUCUCCUCCUCCAGGAACCGAAGUUAGAGAACCCAUGAGAGAAACCAAGAAGAAGAAGUUGUUCAAGAAGAUAGAGGAAUAUCUGAAGUCUGAUUCUUGCAUGUAUGCUCUCUUGCUUCAAUCAAUUAGUCCUCUUCCAUAAGGUAAUUUUCGUAUUCCUCUAUGUGAUAUGCAAUUCUAUUGGGUACUUGUGGAUAAUAGUGGAAAUAAAGUAAGGGCUAGGAUAAUUCGAAGAGAGCCAUACUCGUAAUGUUUAAUAAUUAUGAAAACUAUAUCCUCCCAUUUUAUGAAGAGUAUUAAUAUGUGACACGAUCCGUCAACCUAAUACGAACAUGAUAUAAAAUUAGGUUUGGAUUUUA